AUGUCCAACGUAAUCAGUGAGGAGCUGGGAAAAUGGUUCGACGAGUUUCAGGCAAUCCCCGCCGAGACGCAUCUCCUUUGUCCGAAAAUCAACGACGAAGACGGCGAAAAUUACAGAUGCCUCGAGGAUCCUGACUCCGCCAUUACCCGGGACGAAAAGGAAAAACGCAUAGAGGCUGGCAAUAGCCGUAUUAACAUCACAUACUGGAACAGUCUGAUAUUUGGCUUCGACAAGAAGGACGCGGGCAAGUGGCUCGAAGAAUUUACAAGGAGGCUUGAUGCCUCGCUCAAGGGUUGUUCCGAGUGUGUCCUGAACUGGCACAUGAGGCGCAAACCGCAAUUGCAAAAAUUCCUCGAGCGCUGGGACGAAGAUGCUACCGCUCAAAUUCAAGACUUGCUCAAUCGAAUCGAUAAUGCCCGAAUCGACGAGAACCUUACGUGGGCGAAAAACUAUAUUGCCAAGAUCGAAAACACAGGCGCCACUUUCAAGAAGUCAGAGUUCGGAGAUAACUUGGGCCACGUGCUGAUCACCGUCUACGAGGCACUAUGCUGCAUGAAUUACAUGGCUCAACCCGACCAGCGAGCCGCGUUUCAAUACGUCUUUAUGCGUCUCCAGGGCAAAAGUUAUCUAAAGCUCGGCACCAAGGACCCUUUACCUGGCAUGACGUACUUUUUGUUCGAUAACAAAAAUGAAGAUCGUCGAAAAUGGGCGCACGAGAACUGGAAAAAUAUUACCAGCUCUUCUCUUACUGCAAAGCAAUUUGAGUGGGCCAUCCACGAUGGACUCGUCAGUGCCAUUGAAGACACCUGGCGUAAAGACCUGAACCAGGCGACACCUGAGCAGUACCUUCAGAUUGAGCAGUUUUGGUGUGGCUUCGAGGAUAUCGUGCGCACACUUCCUACCGCCUUGAUUGCUUCCCACGUGCGUAACUUGGAGGUAUCCAAGUCUAUCUAUGAGCUGCUUUUCGCCCACCUUCAAUUCUGUCGCUCAGAAGGUGUUGUAGUUGUCGCGAUUCGCAUAUUGACAGCUCUUCUUGAAAAGGCGCCUAAUGUCAUCUGGGAAGUGGUUGGCGGUGCUCGUCCUAAUGUCAUCGCUGACUUGCUUUUCGGAAGCCCAAUCUAUAAAGGCUUGCUUCGCCAGUCUCUUGAAGAUUGUUGGGAUAGCCCCAGCCAAGAUUCAGUCCCCUUUGCCACAUCCUGGAUCAUACCGUGGCUGAAAUCCAUAAAUCGUGACCAGCGUUACGAUGCUUGCGAAGUUUUAAUGCAUACGCUCUUUGAGACAUUGGCUAAGGAUGCCAGUAUCGGUGAGCCCGGUCAAGCGGCGUGCAUGCGAGCUGGCUUCGACGCUCUUGCCUUGACUUUGAACACAUAUUUGGACAUGGAAACAGCCUCUGCAACCUCCACAGUCCAGCUUUACAUCAAUGCAUCCUUCAACCUGAUGACGAAGUACAAGGACCUUAUCAUACAGCAAAUCAACCCACCCAAAAAACAGCAAAGCAUAGAGGGCUGGGCUACGUUUAAAGUGGCCGAUUCUGCGCACAAAUUGACAGAGGCUGCUAUGAAGCUGGACAUGAAGCUAUUCUACGAAGAGUACCAUGCCAUUCACGGUAGCAGCAAAAUCCAGUCGACUGUUACACGAGACUCCAGGGAGUUUUGGACAGCCAUCAUUGAAAUGUAUGAGGCGUCCAAUGAUCGCGUCAAGCUCUCCAAGCAUAUUCUCCUCUCAUUGGCCCCGAUAUGUGCUGUCGAGCAAAUUCGAGUACGGAAAGCGGUGGGCAAGCUUGAUCAGUCAAGCACAGCCUUCAACGAGUCUCUCAAGGCCACUGCCGACACUAUUUCGAGAAUCAUAGGGCGAAUUGGUGACAUGGAUGUCAUGGACCUCAACAGCCUCUUUAUUGAACGAGUGCCCAUUCAAGUCAUCAUUGGCCUGUCAGUCCAUGAUGAGUCCGAUCUAGCAGAGUCUGCCGCUGAAGUCCUCAAGGGAUGGACCGCCGAGGAUACUCGCUCUGCUGCUAUUGGACAGCUUGCGCAGCUGCACACUGAGCAGACUCUGGCCUCUGCCGUGUGGUCUUUGGAUCGAGUUCUUAAGCCACCGUUCCCCUGGGGUCCGAUCCGCCCCCUGUUGAACGCCAAUCGUUCCAUCUUGCGUGGUCUUGCGGAAGCCUCCACUGGUGUCUUGCGAGGCGGGCAACUAGACUCUAGGCAGGCUGCUACUGUCCUCCGCUGGUGGAAUGAGCAGUGGCGUUUUGUUUCCAAGUCGUGUCUCAACAUUGAGUCCUGGUCUCAUUACGUACCAAACGCCAUCAUGACCGAGUUCUGCCGUGAAAUAAUGGAACUUGCAGAGGCUCUUAUUGCCGAAGACGGCCUUCUCACCUCUGCAACAGCUCUUGGACGUAGCGAGGCAGACAUGAUGGUCAAGAUUCUGGCUCCUGCCAAGGACAACUUUCGUGGCAUGGAAAACAUGAUUAGACUCAAGGAUCUGUGGCUAGUCGAUGUCACUGUGCGGGUUCUUUGCAAGAUUCUGAAGCGACUCCGCGAAAACAAUCUCGAGAUCAACGCUGCCUCUCGAAAGCUGAUUGUCGACGCAUGCGUGCCAACUGUCACGCCGGGCAAGUAUCUACGAUCUACCAAUCUAAGCGACCAGCAACGCGCCGAACUUCUGCAGGCUCUCGGAAAUACUGAUGAUGACGUGCAAAUAAUCCAACUCAGCACAGCCGAUGCCAAGUCUGCCAAGGACAAAAUCAAGAAGCAGAGUAGAAUAGAUGCUUGGUCUAAGUCUGGGUCUGGAUCAUCGUCAACAAGCGCAUCUUCAUCCACAAGCAAGCUCAGCUCCAAUCGCCAGGAUGUUUUGGACCUUAGCAAGUCUCUCAGCAACCCUCUGCUCAGUUCAAUCGAGGCCAGGCAAAAAGCCAAGGCGAGAGUUCCAGAUCAGAGGGCUAUUUCUGCACUCAAGGAAAGCCGGCAAAGAGAAAAGGCCGAGAAAGCAAAGAGAGACGCAGAGGCCAUCGCCAAGGCCAAGCAGCUCCGUGGCGAGCCUAUUGGUGGUCCUGCUGGCCGAAGUGAAAUCAUGGUCAACAGUUCUGAUGAAGAAUCUGACGACAGCGAAGAUGCCGACGAAGUUGACCAGCUUGCUCUGCUUAGUGGUCAUGGACAAACGGGAAUUGACGAGGCAGAGCAGCGUCGCCUGCAAGCCCUGCGCAACUUGGCGCGGCGCCCCGUCAAGAAGGUUCGACAGCAACGAUCAGUCAAGGAAAUGAGGGCCCGCCUUAUUCCGCCCAUGGAUAAAUUGCACAAUGCCAUUCUUGCUUGGGACAUUUUCCAUGGCGGAAAUGACCCCCCCAACGGGCCCAAGGCUUGCAAGGUUGACACAAGAUAUCCCAACCCGGCAGCCUACAGAGAUACAUUCUUCCCACUCCUUGCCUCGGAAGCCUGGAGGGCAUUUGUCACUGCAAAAGAUGAAGUGACGGCGCAGGCGUUUGGCAUCAAAAUUACCAGCCGAGCCAGCGUGGACAGCUAUCUUGAGAUUACCUUUACCUUGGAAGUCGCCCUGAACAGAGAGCGAGGCAUCGGUGAAGGCGACAUUCUUCUCGUUUCUGAGGAUGAGAAUCCGCUCAACAACCCCAGUGCCCGCCACUGUCUGGCUCGUGUGCAUCGCUUGACGUAUAAGAAGGACCGUGUGGAAAUUAUUUUCCGAGUCACAUCGCGCGGCAAUCCCCUUGCGGUCGCAUUGAUACCCAACACCAUGAUGAAUGGCAUCAAGAUUACCAACAUGACCACCAUUGAGCGAGAGUAUGCGGCUCUCGAAUCCCUGCAGUACUUCGAUCUCAUGGACGAGAUCCUCAAGGCAGAGCCAUCUCCUAUUCUGAAAUAUGGAGACGAAAGGGUUACCAACUACCAAAGCAACUGGCAGCUCAACCGAGGUCAAGCUCUGUCUGUUUUGGGCGCACAGGAAAACGACGGGUUCACCCUCAUUCAAGGUCCUCCCGGUACGGGUAAAACCAAGACCAUUGUUGCCAUGGUCGGUGCGCUCUUGUCUGGGCAGCUUGCGCAGGCGCCUGCAAAGGGCACACCUGUUGGAGUCCCAGUUCGGCCCGGGGUGGCAAACCAGCCUGCUGGGUCAAGGCCUAAGAAACUGCUCGUCUGUGCACCCAGUAACGCAGCUGUUGACGAAUUGGUAACCCGCUUGAAAAGGGGAAUCACGACAAUCAGCGGCAAGACAAAGACUAUCAAUGUCCUCCGUCUUGGUCGUUCCGAUGCCAUCAGUGCUGCUGUCAAAGACGUUACUCUAGACGAGCUAGUCCGCGUCCGCAUGCAAGGCGAUUCGUCUAAAGAUAAGGCCAAGGCUAUCAGAGAAAAGCUACAUGAACGCGCAAGCGAGAUCAAGGAGCAGCUCGGUAUUCUGCGGCCGAGGCUGGAUGAGGCCAACGAGAAGGAGGACCAGGACGCUCGAAACAAACUUUUGCGGCAGUUUGACGAUCUCAAGCGCGAGCAAAGAGAUAUUGGCAAGCAGAUUGAGGCCGACAGAGACAGCGGCAACUCCGCUGCUCGAGAGGUGGAGAUGAAGCGACGCCAGAUCCAGCAGGAGAUUCUCAACAACGCCCACGUACUAUGCGCCACCCUCAGUGGUAGCGGUCAUGAAAUGUUCCGAAACUUGGAUGUGGAAUUCGAGACGGUCAUUAUUGACGAGGCCGCUCAGUGUGUUGAGCUUAGUGCCCUAAUUCCACUCAAGUACGGCUGCUGCAAGUGUAUCCUAGUCGGAGAUCCGAAGCAGCUACCACCUACUGUUCUUUCCCAGUCAGCCGCUCGUUUCGGCUACGAUCAGAGUUUGUUUGUGCGUAUGCAGCAAAAUCACCCCAAGUCGGUCCAUCUCCUCGACAUGCAAUACCGAAUGCACCCUGAAAUUAGCUUAUUUCCGAGCAAAGAAUUUUAUGAAGGGCAGCUCCGUGACGGGCAGGAUAUGGCCGGGCUGCGCCAGCAGCCUUGGCACAAGAGUGCUCUGCUUGGGCCGUAUCGUUUCUUUGACGUGCAGGGUGUACAAGAGCGUGGCCACAGGGGCCAGUCGCUCGUCAAUACACGCGAACUCGAGGUUGCUCUACAAAUGUACGAUCGCUUCCGCAAAGAAUACAGCGAGUGCAACUUGGUGGGCAAGAUUGGUAUCAUCACACCUUAUAAAGCCCAGUUGUUUGAGCUGCGAAAGCGUUUCAGGGCGCGAUACGGAGAAGACAUCUGCGACAUUAUUGAAUUCAACACUACCGAUGCUUUCCAGGGUCGUGAGUGCGAGAUUAUCAUCUUUUCAUGCGUGCGAGCUAGUGCUACUGGAGGUAUUGGUUUCAUGACGGAUAUUCGUCGUAUGAACGUCGGUUUGACCCGCGCUAAAUCGUCGUUGUGGAUUUUGGGAGAUUCUCGCGCGCUGGUGCAGGGUGAGUUCUGGAAGAAGCUCAUUGAGGAUGCCAAGUCGAGAGACCGCUUCACGCAGGGCGACAUUGUCAACAUGUUCCGCAAGCCUCUGGAGAGGGCUAAGCCAGGCAGCAUCACGGCUUCUCCGGCGCCGACACCUGUGGAUAGCCCGAUGACUGGUGGCUCUCCCGCAUCAAUGGCUACAGACGGUGAUACUGUUAUGCCGGAUGCUUAUCGCCCUGCGCCCUUGAAGCGUUCCAGCGAGGAACGUACCCCGAUACCGACUCGACCAGCCGCUGCCCGGUAUGGCCCGCCUGCGAUACAAGCAUCUACAUCGCUCGGUGACAGCAAGAAGAGAGCGCUGAAUAGUCCAGAUCGUAUGGACCCGGUGACCAAAAGAAUCGCUAGCGACCGGCCCCGUGGAGGAGGACUGGCUGGUAAAUUUGGCGCAAGGCCUAACAGGCCGCUCCCCAAACAGCCGACAGACCCGAGCGCUAUGGUGACUCUGGGCCUGGCGCCACCAGAACGUCCGCCGCCACCCAGGGCAAGCGUUCUCCCGACACAGCCAACAUUACCAACACGGCCAACGGCUCCUUCAGGGCCGUCUGCAUCAUCAGGUUCCUCUGGACUGUCCGGGUCGCCUGGGCAGACUUUCCAAGCUAGACCACCACCUACCGGACCACGGAAGAAGCCCAAGCCAAGCCUCUUCAUACCAAAGAGACGAUGA
Molecule: messenger RNA, 6123 nt
Organism: Cordyceps militaris CM01
Lineage: Eukaryota; Fungi; Ascomycota; Sordariomycetes; Hypocreales; Cordycipitaceae
Product: tRNA-splicing endonuclease, putative
Exons: 3
Coding region: 1-6123 (2040 amino acids)
Biological process (GO): termination of RNA polymerase II transcription
Cellular component (GO): nuclear body
Molecular function (GO): transcription termination site sequence-specific DNA binding; helicase activity
Source: RefSeq, a predicted model, not a curated record